AUGUCUAUCAUCUCAAAGCUUAAGGGUGCCAAAAAGGCUGCGGACGACCACAAGGCAAAGACAGACGAACAGGAUACCAAGCCUGUUGCUACUAUUCCUUACAAACAUGUUCCUACUCAUGCUGCUACCGAUGCCAUGACCAGUUCGCCUGGAGGCUGGAAAUCUGAAGAGAUCGCAUACCAAAACAAAGCUCGCCUUAGCAGAAUCGGCAGUGACUAUUCAACCCGUCCUUCUACCUCUCACACUACCACCACACGAUCCAACAGCAGACCAGGAUUCAACAGAGCCAACAGCGAUUCGUCCCUGGACUUCACCCCGGCUUCCCAAGGUUUCUCGAUGCCUCUAAGAUCAACAGGCUCAUCGUUGAAAUCGGCUGCCAUCUCGCGCAAUCCCAGCUACCAAGGUCUCGAGAAGGUCAUGGAGUCCAAUGAUCGUGAUCAGGAGCCAGUNUUUGCAGCCGCACUAUUGGCCAACAGAACCAAGGCAUCACGCUCUCCUCGUGGUUCCACUCGAAGCUCGCUAGGUAAAAGUCCUUUGUCUAGUGUUGGUAAGUUUCUCUUCAUGCUCACUACUUUUCGCCAACUGACCCAUCUUCAGAAUCAUCCGCCGAGUCAUCACCCGCAGAGAGUGAAAAUAGUUCUCCUACGGGCUCAAGCAGUAAGUUUUGCCAUCAUAACUUCAUUUCAGUCCACUCAAAUUAACCUUUCUGUAGGUGGUCAAAUUGAACUCAGAUCAUCGGCGGUUGCCUAUGCAUCCGCUCUCGAGAUUCAUCCUGGUCACAAAGUCAAUCAGAUGCCCGUGGAGCAACCACAGCCUCAACGCAAAUAUUUUGGACACAACAAGCCGCCCACGUCUGAAACCAAGGAAGCUUCUGUCCCAGCACCUGUCAUAGUCAAGAAGGAAAAACGAUUCUCGUUUUUGAAGAGAGGCAGCAGUUCUGUGGCUGCUCACUGA
Messenger RNA from Aureobasidium vineae, 954 nucleotides. NCBI's taxonomy places the organism in Eukaryota, Fungi, Ascomycota, Dothideomycetes, Dothideales, Saccotheciaceae. The record is from the annotation of a GenBank genome assembly.